UUCCAGCACACCUCCUGCCCGCAAAAUGUUUUCUUUCACUUCGUUGCAUCUGCCUCGGCUGACGCGUCCCUCCUACGCGCCACCAUCUCCGCCUCCUUCCCCUACCUCAACUUCAAAAUCUACCGCUUCCAAGACUCGGCCGUGGCGGGGCUCAUCUCCACCUCCAUCCGCUCCGCUCUCGACUGCCCCCUCAACUACGCCCGUAGCUACCUGGCCGACCUCCUGCCCACGUGCGUCCGCCGUGUGGUUUAUCUCGACUCUGAUUUGGUCCUUGUCGACGACAUUGCGAAGCUCGCCGCCAUCCCGCUGGGCGCAGAGAAAGUCCUGGCGGCGCCGGAGUACUGCAAUGCCAAUUUCACCUCCUACUUCACCCCCACAUUCUGGUCGAAUCCUUCUCUCUCCCUGACCUUCGCGAACCGGAAAGCGUGCUACUUCAACACCGGAGUGAUGGUGAUCGAUCUGGAGCGAUGGCGGGCCGGCGAUUACACGACGAAGAUCGAGGAGUGGAUGGAGUUGCAGAAGCGAAUGAGGAUCUACGAAUUGGGGUCUUUGCCGCCAUUCUUGCUGGUUUUUGCCGGAAACAUAGCGGCUGUGGAUCACAGAUGGAAUCAGCACGGGCUCGGAGGAGACAACUUUCGCGGGCUUUGCCGUGAUUUGCAUCCAGGCCCAGUGAGCCUGCUCCACUGGAGCGGGAAAGGGAAGCCAUGGGCGAGGCUUGACGCAAGCAGGCCCUGCCCGUUGGAUGCGCUAUGGGCACCGUACGAUCUGUUGAAACCCCCGUAUUCGUUUGAUUCUUGAUGUGAAGGUCAAUCCAUGGCGGAUAUUCAUGGAAGUGUACAGGAAGAGAUCGAUCGAUGAGUACUGUAUCUAUAUGUGGGCGUACAAACCUAUAGAUACACAAUUACUUGCUGAAAUACAUACGUAUAUGAUCAAUUCAUGUCAGGGAGGGGAAUUUUCGUGUUUGUAAAUUUUGGCCGGGGCCCCUCCUCAUCACUGUAGCUAUAGUGAGCUUCUUCUGCAAUAUUCAUCAAUUCUGUAAUUUCUAAUAAUAAUUACAAUACCCAAAAAUAAUAUUAAUUUCUUGAAUAUA
Sesamum indicum (sesame) is the source of this 1090-nucleotide messenger RNA. RefSeq names its product putative galacturonosyltransferase-like 1. Gene Ontology annotation, cellular component: Golgi apparatus. Gene Ontology annotation, molecular function: glycosyltransferase activity. Lineage: Eukaryota; Viridiplantae; Streptophyta; Magnoliopsida; Lamiales; Pedaliaceae. The record is from RefSeq and is a predicted model, not a curated record.